AAUAAGAAUACAAUAGGUAAGCGACAAGCGAGACUCAAUCUUCUCAACCAUACUUUCACUUUCACUUUCACUUUCACUUUCACUUUCACUUUCACUCUCUCUAUCUCUUUCCGCAAUUUCCCCGCCAAUAGUAUUUUAUUCAACAAUUGCAACUCCCUCAAAAACAACCACUACGUCUACCACUAAACAUUCAACGAAAUUCUCACGUAAUUUUAAAAACCCUUAAUUUCUCUAUGUUGCUACGAACACGAAAUUUCUCUGCAACAAUAUGUCCAAUCCCUCAAAAUUUUCUUAUUCCAUCUAUAUUAAUGUUGCUAAUUUCAUCAAAAACUCUUCAAUUCAAAUUUCAAUAAUCAAAUUGAGUUUUCAAAGCACACAAAUGAUCCGUUGUGAGUCUAUUUCGAUUUCUUCAGGCUCUGAUGGUCCCACAAAUGCACUCUUCUUUCAUCGGUUUCCUGCUCAUGAUACUGAUUCCACCCACCACGCCGACUUACCUAAAUGUGAAAUACACCGCAAUGUUGUAGCAGCUGUACAGUGUAUAGAUUGUGUAAAAUAUGGUUUACCUGUCAAACAUAGCUAUCAUUGUUCAAACAAGUGCUUCUUAGAUGCAUGGAGGAAGCAUGUUUCGUAUCAUCGCUAUGCAAACAUUAGCAAUACUUUUAAGGAAAAUACUAUAUUACGGAGAAAGCUAAAGAGAUGUAAUUCAUGGCCGCCUGGUGAAAUGGUGUCAUGGUUCGAUGAAAAGCUAGAGGUUGUUAUACCAACAGGGAGGAAUUGGGUCAAUAGGUUGGGCCCUUCAAAUGCUUUAGUACCAUUUGCAAAUGGUGUUGGUUUUAGUUUCACGCUGCAAUCUGCAAGCCUAUACAAUAUAGAAGCUGCAGUAAGUGCAAAAGAGACCUUUGUGACAGAUCCUACUAUUCAAAGGCUAAAUUUGUCGCCUCGUUCUAUAAUUUGGCUUCCAGAUUCAAAGAAAGUGGAGAAGUUUGACACUACUAAAAAGGUUUCUAGAGUUGGAAAGUUUAAUGUUCUGACUUAUAAUAUUUUGUCUGAUAUCUAUGUAUAUGUGGACAAAUAUCAUUACUGUCCUACAUGGGCUCUCACCUGGGAAUACCGCCGGAGAAAUCUGCUUCUUGAAAUUGUACUAUAUGAUGCAGAUAUUUUGUGCCUUCAGGAGGUUCAAAGUGAUCACUUUGAGAAUUUUUUCAAGCCAGAGUUGGAAAUUUUUGGCUAUACUGCUGUCUACAAGAAAAAGACUAAAGAGGUAUACACAGGAAAUGGGUAUACAAUUGAUGGAUGUGCCAUUUUUUUCCGCAAUGACAAAUUUAAGGAGGUCAUGACCUAUGAGUUGGAGUACAGUAAGUCUGCAUUGUCAUUGAUGGGAAAACUGGAAGUGAACCUGAGAGAUCAAGCUGGAGUUCGUCUGAUUAAGGACAAUGUAGCACUUGCCGUCAUAUUGGAGAUAGUGUACAAUGCUGCUGAGAGUGCUAUAUCUUUUUCUAGACUUUGCGUGGUGAAUACGCAUAUCUACGCUGGUAAGGGCUUCCCGGAUGUAAAGUUACUCCAGGUUUCUGAUCUCAUCAAUGAGAUUGAAAAGAAUAUUGACCCAAGAAUGCCUCUCUUGAUCUGUGGGGAUAUUAACUCUUGUCCUGGAAGUGAUCCUUAUGUUCUGCUCACAAAACAUGAGUUGAAUCCUGAAUAUGCAGAGGGAUAUGAUCCACUGUGUAUAUAUCAGCAUCUCAAACUUCAUCAUUCAAUGAAAUUGGCAAGUGCUUAUGCAUCAGGAUUUAUCAAGCCUGGCAAUGAUAUUGAAGGACGAAUUAUGAUGCAUCCAAAAACAGGAGAGCCUUUUUUCACCAGCUUGACACGGAUCCAUGGAAGUACCUUGGAUUAUAUAUUUUACACAGUGGAUAGCUUGGAAGUUGAAGGCCUCUUGGAGCUUCCUGACUAUGAGAGUGUGGGCAGAGCACUUCCCUCACCUUUGUGGUCAUCAGACCACAUUGCUCUCAUGGGAAGUUUCAGAAUAACAAGACCAUUUCUCGGGUGAAACAACGCCUUAAGGUUGCAAGGGGCUCAUGAUGGUCAAGAAGGCUCUGGCAUGGUGGGUGCACAUAUUUGCAGUUAGGACAUGUUGGUGAAGACUUGCAGAGCAUCACCAGCAUAUGGCACCGCUUGCAAGCGGUCGCCACCAUCUCUGCUGCCUCGUCUGUAGCCUCGAUAUCAAUGGUGUUUGUCUUUCCAACAGUGCUCAAAUUUCUUAAAAGAUCAGUAGAAGCUGGUGGUGGUGGUGAGUUGCUGGAUUUCUUCUUCAUCGUAGUCAUGUUCUUUUCUGAUGUUGAUUUUGAGUAAUUAUUAUGGUUGAGUGAACCACAAGGCAGGUUAAGCUCAAGGUCCAAACUCAUGUGAUAAUCCCUAGGACUUGAUGGCUCUGAACUUUCCCUUGGAUCUCUCAGUGUUCGUUUUUGUGUUCUGGUGUUGUAGAAGUGGAUUUCCCCUGACUGCAUGCAAAAUAUAGAAUGUUUAGUAAAAACUUUUUACUUUUUCAACUAUGAAAUUAAAGAAAGAGAAGGAAGUAAUAUACUCAUUCUAUUUUCAUAUUA
Molecule: messenger RNA, 2597 nt
Organism: Beta vulgaris subsp. vulgaris (sugar beet)
Lineage: Eukaryota; Viridiplantae; Streptophyta; Magnoliopsida; Caryophyllales; Amaranthaceae
Product: carbon catabolite repressor protein 4 homolog 1
Exons: 12
Coding region: 269-2044 (591 amino acids)
Biological process (GO): nuclear-transcribed mRNA poly(A) tail shortening
Cellular component (GO): CCR4-NOT complex; cytoplasm; nucleus
Molecular function (GO): poly(A)-specific ribonuclease activity
Source: RefSeq, a predicted model, not a curated record